This is a messenger RNA of Salvelinus sp. IW2-2015, 5253 nucleotides long. The record is from RefSeq and is a predicted model, not a curated record. Lineage: Eukaryota; Metazoa; Chordata; Actinopteri; Salmoniformes; Salmonidae.
UUAAAGUGAUUUUAUUCAACAAUCUAGCUUUUAAGGAAUAUUGACACGAUUUUGCAGGCAUUAGUACAGGCUGUAUAUACCAAUUAACUUGGUAUUACAGCCUGAUUAAUCAGACUAGAUCUGUCAGUGUUUGCAUAAAAAUUAAUGGACAUCCCCAGGCCAAUCCAUCAGCGUUAGACUCAGGAGUGGCUAUAAAUUCUGUAAAUGCCAUCCAGCUCGCUAGGUAACUACUGCGGUCUUUACCGCGUGCCAAGAUGGAUCCGCCAGUCCCACUGUUCUCCUCUCAACAAUGCUAGGUAGCUACAGCUGUAAACAAUGUCUUGCGUCGUCGGCGCUUACGACUAACUACAGAUCCAUUGACAGUAAGCAACGUUACCAAACCACAGAGCAAAAAUACAAGGUUGCUGGUAAAUUCGUGCAUUGAACAUUUCAAGGUGGUAGGCUAGCACCUGUGGCUUCCCCUGAACCAACAUGCCCAUGAGCAUUGUCCGUCAUUACAUAGCUACAACUGUACAGUCGCUCAUGCGCACACCAUAUCGACAGGUUUAACUCAUACCUUAGCUCAUAUUUUCUACCCCAACCUUCGUCUUUGUUGAAGGUCCCCUACCAAAAAGCGAGGAGUUGCAAACCUCCCCAUGGCGGCGUUCGGUUCGGUACCACCACAGCAUGCAUUUUCUCCCUCGGUUUUGAAUCAUGUGACACAAUGGCGCAAAGUCUGCGCAGUAGGACGUGAACGUGCCUCAGUGACGUUGUUUUACAGCACGCAUGUUUCCUCCAGCUGGGCGAUGCGAGUUUAACUAAGGAAAAUAACUAGAGGAUUAUACAAAGAAUCGACGAUUACCAUCGCAUAUUUUGAUCUGUUCAAAAGUGCAUAAGGUAAACUAUGUGUUUAGUAAAACACACGAUCCUGCCGAGAAAGACCGAGAUGAAUUUGCAAGCUCCAAGUCCUCUCUUUCUAGCCUGAGGAGAAGCCCACCAUGUUGACUUGGGAAUCACACGCAAUUGAUUACUAUCGUUUUGUGUACGCGCUGGUGUGUUACAAGUCUUGCGUGCUUAGGCCUUGCAGGCCCGAGCCACGUUUUUAGUCGUCGCAGUGCACGGCAUCGAGGCAAUUGGCAGAGAAAGAUCAAGAUUCAUCGUCUUAAUCCACUUAUAGUAGCACGGUUGGGAAAGAUAACUGACAUUACAUUCCUGCCACCACUUGGUGUUGUCAGCAAACCACAAUGUAUGCUACCACGGUCCGCCGCAAUACAGAUGCUGAAUGAAAACAUGGAAGGACAGAUGUAAGAAAAGGACUGUGACAAAUUCAUGGCUGCAAACAAGAAGGAGAGAAUAAUGGUUCUUCAUGAGGAGGGGGCUGCUGCCCCCAUAGCACUGCCCUCGGCUGCCUCUCCCCCCGACCUCUUUGGUGUCCUAAACACAGGGCAAGCAAGUGCAGUUGUAGCCAAUGAAGAAGCAAACAUUCCAGCAACAUCCACUCCAGGUUCUGAAAUCGGUACUGGUCAAAUGGCUUCUACAUUGAACUCUGCUGCCAGCUCUAAUAACCAACCAGAGAAUUUACCACCAGAGAGCACCUACAGCGGUAUCAAGAUGAUGUUAGAGAAUAACAACAUGUGGAAUGAGUUUUUCAAAUGCAAAACCGAAAUGAUAAUAACCAAACAAGGCCAGAGGAUGUUCCCUUAUUGCCGCUUUCGCAUCUCUGGUUUGGAGCCCUUCCAGAAGUACACUCUGCUCAUGGAUAUCAACCCUGUGGACAACAAACGUUACAAGUGGACUGGGCAAGACUGGCAAAUGAGUGGAAAGGCAGAGGCCCAUUUGCUGAGACGGGUUUUCAUCCAUCCAGACUCUCCAUCUUCUGGUCACCAAUGGAUGCAGAACCCAGUGUCAUUCUACAAGCUUAAGCUCACUGACAACACGAUGGACCAGGAGGGCAAUGUAAUUUUGCACCCAAUGCACCGCUACUUACCACACCUGCAUUUGGUCUCAGUUGAAACGGCUACAGAGGAUAUUCAGCUCAAUGGGCCUGACGUGAUAACCUUCACCUUUCCCCAGACCGAGUUCUUUGCUGUAACAGCCUACCAGAAUGUACGCAUGUCUCAGUUUAAAGCAGACUUCAACCCUUUUGCAAGUGGACCCAACUCCCAGGCUCUAAAGCUGGAAAUGAGUCCCUCCAAUGAGUUGAAGAAGGAUGAAACCAGAUCUCCCAUUGAACUCAAGCCUGUGAAAGGCUUGAAUGGCCUGAAAUCUUUGAUGGCGGCAAAACGCAGAUCUAAAGACACUUCAACAGUAGAUAAAGGACUCCUGAGCCCUGAUGCUCAAAAUGUUUCCCUUGCAGAUGGUGAUAAAACUGAGGUCAAAACUGAUAGACCCAGCUCCAGGCUGAAAUCAAGUCCCUCCAAUGAGAUUAAUAAAGACUCAGCCCAAUCUCCCAAUGAGCUCAAGUCUGCGAAAAGCCUGAAUAAUCUUAAAUCUUUGAUGGGGAAACGCACUUCCAAAGAUACUUCAGCAGGAGUCCAAGGACUUCUCGCUUCCGAUGCCCAAAAUGUUAUGCUUGCAGACAGUGAUAAGUCCGGAGUCCAAACAAGUCCCUCCAAUAAGUCAAAAAAAGACAAAAACAGUUCUACCAAUGACCUCAAGCCUGUGAAAAGCCUGAAUAACCUGAAGUCUUUGAUGGCAAAACACAACUCUAAAGGCACAUCUGCAGUAGAUCAGAGAGUCCUCAGUGAAGAUGCUCAAAAUGUUACACCUGUAGAGAGAGACAAAUCUGGAGUCAACGCUAAUGGACCCAGUUUAAGCACUCCAAAGCUGAAAUCAAGAUCCUCCAAUGAGUUGAAAAAAGCAGAAACCACAUCUCCGAAGGAAUUCAACACUCUUAGAAGUAAUCUGUCUUUGAUGUCAAAAUGCAAUUCCAAAGACACUUCAGCAGUAGGUCAAGGACUCCUGAGCUCAGAUGCUCAAAAUGUUACACUUGCAGACAGUGAAAAGUCAGGAGUCAAAAUGGAUAAACCCAGCUCCUGCAAGAAAUCAAGUCCCUCCAAUGAGACGAUGAAAGUUGAAACAAUAUCUCCCAAGGUGUGCAAGUAUGUGAAGAAUUCCCGAAAGUCUUUGCGUAGAAAAUGCAACUCCCAAAAGACUUCAGCAGCAGAUCAUGGACAAAAGUCAGUCAGAAACACAGAGUCCACUGAAUACUAUUCUUGCACAACAGGUCCUCCCCAAAGUAACUUCCCUGGGCUGAUCCGGGAGUGUCAUCUGAAAAUACGAAGGUGCAAUGUUGAGAGAACCAAUACAACUUGUAGUGUUGAGCAAAAAAACACUAAGGGCAUGGUUGACAAUGGCAAAGUUGUGGAAGUAGCUGUGAAUUACAAUUUUUCCCAGAUUUCUGAACCUGAAGCCUUGUCCGGGAAGAUUAUUGAAAAGGUGGGAACACUGCACAAUGGGAAUGUGAUUGGCAGUGACAAGGACCUCUUCAAUUCAUCUCAGUCCCAGGAACCGGUCAAGACCCAUGUGUCAAUCAAUGACCAGCCAGCAAAUGAAGUUGAAAACAGUCAAAAGGCUUCCCAGAGCUCCUCAGUGAGCUCUGAAGCAAAAAUGACAGGUUUUGAUGAACAGCUGCAGGGGAAGGCUAAACCACACAAACGACCUGAACCUGUGCCUUUGCCCCUUCUUGCACUCUACCUUCAACAGUUGAAGUCAAAAUCCACAUCUGUUAGGAUCAAAUCAAAAUCUCCUCCGGUAUUGUCUUCAUCCCCAUCUUCUUCCGUUCCAACCACCGAUCCUGUUAUUCCAGCUACCGAUCCUGUUAUUCCAGCCACCGAUCAAACUGGCCCUGCCAUGGACUCAACUGGCCCUGCCUUGGAAUCUACUGGCCCAGCCUUGGAAUCUACUGGUUAUGCUGUAGUUCCAGCCAGUGGUCCUGCUGAUCCAGCUAUCAAUCACAUUGUUCCAGUCAUUGGCCCCACUGGGCCAACCACGGACUAUGCUGGUCUACCCACGGAUAUUUCAGUCCCAAACACAGAUUUUUUUGUUCCUGCCACAGACUCAUUGUUACCAGAACCUGCCUCAGUUUUACCAACCGCUGAUCAUUCGUUUCUUGUCCCUAAGCCUACCAUAUCCAUUGCACUAUCAUCCCCCACCCCUUGUUUGCCAGCAACUGUCUUAUCACCAUUCCCUGACCCAUUGUUACCAGCCCCUUCCUUGUCAUCCCCAGCCCAAGAAUUGCCACCUCCUGUACCUGUCACAUUCAACCUAGCGACUGAUUUAUCAUCACUUACCUCUGACCCUCCCUCAACUGCUCCAGCACUGUCAUCAACACCUAGUCUUGCCAACUUGGAACCUGAAUCUACCCCCUCGUUACCAUCCCCUGGUCCUUCGCGAGGUGGCUUUGAGCCAUCCUCACCUGCAUCAUUACCAGAUCUUGAACCCCCUUUACGUUCCCCUGUUACAUUGAAACCGGAAGCCGCCUUCCCCUCCUUACCUGUACAUGCCUCCUCAUUCCCAGCCCUUGAACGAUUACUGCCCCCUACUAACCCUUUUGUUCUAUCCUCUGAAUUAUCAUCACAUGGAUUACUUUUAGGCCUACCUGCCCCUGAUCCUUUUUUUAACAUACCUUCUACCCACUUGUUGCCUUCCGCUCACUUUAACCCAUUACCCUUUGAGGACAGGCAAACCACAGACUUCACCCAAAUCAAAGGCUGGAGAGAUAAGUUUGUCCCCUCGGACUUGCCAUCAUCCUCCAAGCCUGAAGUUUGCCCAAGUUCAGAUGUGGUCCCAAAGAACUUGUCGGCCUUCUGCAGUGACAUGUUGGAUGAGUACCUGGCUAACGAAGGUAAACUCAUUGACGAGCGGGCUGCCAGUUUCACCCAGACCACCGUCGUCACCCCUGUGGUCUACCAGCUGCACAAGAGCACCAGCUACGUCCGAACCCUAGACAGUGUGCUGAAGAAACAGGCACCGGCACUUUCUUCCACCUUUGUCCCCCCAUCCAAAAAACCCAGACUGCCCCUCACAUCCAAAGGACUUAAAAAAUCUGAGAAAAGGCAACAAAAAAAACUAUGUUCAAAGCAGAACAAAACUAAACCAACUUCUGCAAUAACCCCAACACCAUUGCCCACUGAGCCACCACCACUGUUGAUGGAUCAUUGCGCCCCCAUCACCCACGAUAACACAAUUGAAACUAUAAAAAGGAGACAGAGGAAGCCAAGGGUCAAGACUCCUCCACCAGCCCAUACGCUCCUGUGUCCAGGCCAGAGGUAG